This is a messenger RNA of Monopterus albus (swamp eel), 2588 nucleotides long. RefSeq names its product uridine monophosphate synthetase (gene umps). NCBI's taxonomy places the organism in Eukaryota, Metazoa, Chordata, Actinopteri, Synbranchiformes, Synbranchidae. The transcript has 10 exons. The record is from RefSeq and is a predicted model, not a curated record. The coding region runs from base 154 to 1617 and encodes 487 amino acids. Gene Ontology annotation, biological process: 'de novo' pyrimidine nucleobase biosynthetic process; 'de novo' UMP biosynthetic process. Gene Ontology annotation, molecular function: orotate phosphoribosyltransferase activity; orotidine-5'-phosphate decarboxylase activity.
UAGGGGGAAUAGUCUCUAUCAGAGUUGAAGUGAGGCUUUUACUCUGAAAGGAACCGUAGCGGAAGUGUUUCUGUCACUGAGGAAGUACACAGUUGGGAUAGUCCUAGAGUAAACUCCUGUUCCUAGCCGCGAGUAUCUUGGAUAAAUCAGAGGAUGGAAAGCGUUUGCCUCGACAGUUUAAUCGAGAAGCUCCACAAUGUGAACGCGGUGAAAUUCGGAGAGUACAAGCUGAAGACCGGCAUGCUGACACCCAUCUACAUCGACCUGAGGGUCCUCGUGUCCUUCCCUGUGCUUAUGAAGCAGGUGUCAAACCUGAUCUACCAGCAAGUGCAGGAAGAAGGGUUACAGUUUGACCUGGUGUGUGGAGUCCCAUACACAGCCCUGCCUUUGGCCACAGUUAUUUGCAUUACACAUGAAAUACCCAUGCUCAUCAGGCGGAAGGAAGCCAAAGGCUAUGGAACCAAGCGUCUGGUGGAGGGGUCUUUCCGUGAGGGAGAUACAUGUCUGAUCAUUGAGGACACUGUGACCAGCGGCAGCAGCAUCCUGGAGACUGCCGAGGUGCUCUACAAGGAGGGUUUGAAGGUAACAGAUGCCGUUGUAGUAAUGGACAGAGAGCAAGGUGCCGUGGAGAUGUUGGCCUCUCGGGGAAUCAGGGUCCAUCCCAUCAUCUCUAUGUCCAAGCUGCUCAAUGUGCUGCUGGCUACCAAACGCAUCGACGCCCAAACCGCUCAGAGUGUCCGCAAGUUCAUCACGGAAAAUAGCACUUUCGGCCCCAAGGAGGCGAAUGGCAGUGGUGUUUCUGCCACCAAGAAGCCUUGUAUUGAACAGAACCAGGAGCUGAGCUAUGCAGACAGAGCCAAACUACCAAAUGUUCACCCUCUGGCAUCCAAGCUGCUGAAGAUCAUGGAGGAGAAGCAGUCGAACCUCUGUGUGUCCGCCGACGUGACCGGCAGCGAGGAGCUGCUGCAGCUGGCGGACUCCCUAGGUCCAAAGAUCUGCUUGCUGAAGACCCAUGUAGACAUCCUCAAGGACUACACAGCGGGCUUCAGCCAGAAGCUGCAGACUUUGGCCGAGACACACAACUUCCUCAUCUUUGAAGAUCGCAAGUUUGCUGACAUUGGGAACACAGUCAAGCAUCAGUAUGAAGGUGGUUUGUACCAGAUUUCGUCUUGGUCUCACAUAGUCAAUGCUCAUGCUGUGCCGGGGCCCGGGCUGCUGAAGGGUCUGAGUGCUGUAGGAAAGCCUCUGGGCCGAGGCUGUUUGCUCAUAGCACAGAUGAGCUCCGAGGGGUCACUUGCCACUGGUGAAUACACAAAGGCUGUGGUGAAAAUGGCAGAGGAGCAGUCGGACUUUGUGAUGGGAUUUAUCUGUGGCUCUAAGAUCAGCAUGAGGCCAGAGUUCAUCCACAUGACCCCAGGGGUGCAGAUGCAGGUUGGAGGUGAUGUGUUGGGCCAGCAGUACACCACACCAGAGGAAAUUAUCUGCAGCAAAGGCUCUGAUGUCAUCAUUGUGGGACGGGGUGUGUUGGAGGCCCCUGAUAGGCUGAAAGCUGCUGAGUCCUACAGAAAAUCAGGCUGGGAUGCUUAUAAAAAGAGAAUGGGCCAGAGUGACCAAUAGGAUCUGUAUCACUGUGUCUAAUUUCAAAAGUAAUCUACAGCUCUAAUAAGGACACGUCCACGUGGUCAGGAAGUAUUGCUAUGUUAUCUAGAAAUAGGUGAACCUCCACUGGCUUACAUUGUUAAAGCAGGAGCACAAGGUGAGAUUCCACCAACGAAGACUGCUGCUGCCCACCAUUCCUGGGGAUGCUUUUGUUUACCUUCUGUAGUAUGGGACCAAUAUUUGUAGUAUUAAAAAGUGUGCCUGGCUAAUCCUUUUAUGUACUGAAUAAUAUUGAGUUUACAAUUUAGGGCAUUUUUCAGCACACAAACAUCUUAAGCUGCCCAUUUUCUACCUACAUCACUGUUCACACAGUCACACGUACGCUGCUGACUGGAGCCGGAUUAGUCAUCAGGGCUGUCUUAAUGCCAGUGCCUGCCAUCCACACUGCAAAUAAAAAAUAAUGGGCCAACAGUCAUGCUCCUAAAUACAUACAGUAUAUAUUCAGUUAUAAUGUAACAUGGGAUCACAAAAGUGCUUUGUUGAUUUAUUAUCUGUCCAAAAAGAUGAUCGAGUUUUGUUUAUACAAGAGAGACUUGCCUUGACUUUGACACCUCCCUUUACAAGAAGACAGACGGUUCCUACCGGGCUGACAGGCACCAAAACAACUUCACGAUAUUCUGGGUGGUAUUCUCCUAUUUGAUUUACUGGAUAAAUGUAAUGUAUUUUAUUUUUAUGACAAAGUGGAAAUGUAUUUUCUGAAAGAAAGAAAAGAUUUCAGUCUUAUAUGUUGAAAAGUGUGUUGUGUUUAAUGCUUAAAUAAUGUUCACAUUCUGUGAACUGUAUGUAGGCAAUAAACUUCCCGUGGUACGGUGAAACCUGUUUGAAACACCAUGAUUUUAUUGGGCAGGUUUCACUUCAUCUUUUUUACACCAAGUGUAAGGGGAAGUUUGAUGACUUAUCUAAGGCUAUAAAAGACUAUUGUGUCAGGA